UUUUUGCUCGUUGUUAGGAAAAGGGGAAAGAAUACGAACAGUUCAUAGUACUUGCUGGAGCUUGUAAUUACUUGCAUUUUAACCCCAGACUAAGAGUGGACACCAGAGUGCCCUUACGAUGUUUCACACAAAGGGCUCAGUGUCCAAGGCUCUACUCGGAGAACCCAAAAUAGCGUCCAGUGAGCAGUGACAAACCUAGUGUCGUGGCGCUUAAAGCCGGAGCCUGGAGCAAAGUGACUCAGUCAAGUCUGAUGAGAGGCCAGGGAAGCAAAAGAAGAACACUAUUCCUCAUGUGUUUCACGGGAAUUUGGAACUUCCAUUUCUUUGGUGCUGCGGGAAUUUGAAGACAUAGGACAUGAAAAUUACCUAAGAGUUUACAAAGAUUAUAAAGAAUCAUCACAUUUUCGUCGGCAACAUAUUGUGCCUUCCUGAGAGUAUGAGCUGGAGCCAAAGGGGCAGAAUGAAUUGUUCCUUUUUGCUGCCUUUCCUGCUGGGGAUUCCUCUCCUAUGGCCUUACCUUAUGGCCACCGGAAACUGUAAAACUGAGAAAGCUGAGCACCCGGGGGGGUCUCAUUGGAGAGUGAAGCGAGACUGGGUGUGGAACCAGUUUUUUGUGCAAGAGGAGAUGAACAGUACUAAUCGUUCCAUUGGCCAGCUGAAAUAUGGGAUAGACAAUGAAAAGAAUAAUUACCAGUACAAGCUUUUUGGAGAUGGAGCCGGAAGCACUUUUGUCAUUGAUGAGAAAACAGGAGUCCUAUAUGCGGUACAGAAGCUUGAUCGAGAGGAACGGGACCACUACACGCUGAGGGCCCAGGUGAUAGAUGCCACUACCGGAAGGGCUGUGGGAACCCAGUCUGAAUUCUCCGUCAGAGUCACGGACAUCAAUGACAAUGAACCGAAGUUCCUAGAUGGACCAUAUGAGGCCAUUGUACCAGAGAUGUCUCCAGAAGAGACGUCUGUCAUCCAGGUGACAGCAAGUGAUGCUGAUGAUCCCUCCACUGGCUACAAUGCUCAUCUCGUGUACAGCUUGCUGCAAGGCCAACCGUAUUUCUCCAUUGAAGCAAAAACAGGCAUUAUAAGAAUAUCUUCUAAAAUGGACAGAGAACUGCAAGACGAGUACUGGGUAAUUAUUCAAGCCAAAGACAAGAUCGGCCUGCCUGGAGCACUGUCAGGAACAACGAGCGUAUUAAUUAAACUUUCUGAUGUUAAUGACAAUAGGCCCGUGUUUAAAACAAGUUUAUACCGCAUGAAUGUCUCUGAAUUCGCACCCGCUGGUACUUCUGUAGGAAAAAUCAUGGCCUAUGAUAAUGACAUAGGAGAUAAUGCAGAAAUGGAGUACAUCAUUGAAGAUGAUUCACAAACGUUUGAUAUCAUCACUAAUCAUGAGACCCAGGAAGGAAUAGUUGUAUUAAAAAAGAAAGUGGAUUUUGAGCAGCAGAACAACUAUCGCAUUAAAGCAAAAGUUAAAAACCCCCGUGUUGACGAGCAGCUCCUGAAAUACCACGCUGAAACUUCCACCACGAUCAUUAAGGUCCAGGUGGGAGACGAAGAUGAGCCCCCGGUCUUCCACCUCCCGCAUUACGUGUUUGAGAUCUCCGAAGGACGCCCGCGGGGGUCGUGGGUGGGCACCGUCUCUGCCAGAGAUCCAGAUCAGAAGGAAUCUCCUAUCCGGUAUUCUAUGCACAUCACCGGAAGCGGCGAGUUCUGCAUUGAUGACAACGGCACCAUCUUCACAGUCAGCCCCCUCGAUCGGGAGAGGAGUGCGUGGCACAACCUGAGCGUCAGAGCCGGGGAACAGGACAAUGUUGAACAGAUUUCUUCUGUUCCCGUAUAUGUGCAAGUUCUUGAUAUUAAUGAUAAUGCCCCUGAGUUCUCUGACGACUAUAAGACUUACAUGUGUGAAAAUGCCGGCUCUGGCCAGAUAAUCCAGACCAUCAGUGCAGUGGAUAGAGAUAAGUCCAUAGAAGACCACUAUUUUUCCUUUAAUUUAUCUGUGGAGGACACACAGAACUCUAGUUUUACACUCAUAGAUAACCAAGAUAACACAGCUGUAAUUUUGACUAAUAGAACUGGUUUUAGCCUCCAAGAAGAGCCUGUCUUCUACAUAUCCAUCUUAAUUGCCGACAAUGGACUCCCGUCACUUACAAGCACUAACACCCUUACCAUCCACGUCUGUGACUGUGGUGACGAUGGCAGUGUGGAGACCUGCAGUGACAAAGACUUCUCUGCGAGAUUCAAGACAGACAUUGCUAUUGUCGUUGCUAUUCUGAUAUGCAUGGUGAUAAUAUGUGGGCUUAUUCUUUUGACUCUCAGCCUAAAACAGCGAAGAAAACAGACUCUGUUUCCGGAGAAAGGUGAAGAUUUCAGAGAGAAUAUCUUCCGAUACGAUGACGAAGGGGGAGGGGAAGAUGACACGGAGGCCUUUGACAUUGGGGAGCUGAAGAGCAGAGCGAUCCUGAGGGAGCGGAAGACACGCAAGACCCCCGCCGGCGAGCUCGGCAGCCUGUACAGGCAGUCCCUGCAGGUCGGCCCCGAUAACGCCAUCAUUCGGGAAUUCAUUCUGGAAAAGCUCCGAGAGGCGAACACGGACCCCUGCGCCCCUCCUUUUGACUCCCUCCAGACCUAUGCGUUUGAGGGGACAGGGUCCUUAGCGGAGUCCCUGAGCUCUUUAGGAUCAGCAAGCUCUGAUCAGGAUGACAAUUAUGAUUACCUUCACGAACUGGGACCUCGCUUUAAAAGAUUAGCGUGCAUGUUUGGUUCGACUAUGCAGCCAAAUAACUAGGGCUGGGGAGGGGGUGUUGGAAGGCUGGGCGAAAACGGUGAAGGGGUUAGGCAGAAAAAGGAAUCAGACGCAGACAAUACAACGGCGAUUGCCAAAGGGAGGCGAGUGGAAAAAGAUGGAAGAGGACAAAGGGGGGAUACACAGGGACAGAAAAGAGUGACUUUGGGUGGUGAGCGCACCAUGCAGUGUGCAGAUGAUAUAUUAUAGAGCUGUACGCUCGAAACCUGUAUAGUGUUAUUAAUCAAAGUCACCCCAAUAAAUUCAAUUAAAAUAAAAACGUUAAAAAUGCUGGUAUGUUUGCGGGCAAACUGGUAGUGUCUUGGUAAAGAGUUGUAUGCUCCAGUUCUUUGGGGGGAAACCUGAUUUAUAGUGUUUUCUGAUUUCCCUAGGGGAAAUACCCAUGGUUAUUUCAAGCCAGCCAUGUGCUGUCCGGGCACCUCCCUCCCAACGCUGACUUACUCUCCUAACAUUGUUUUCAGCACCACCCAAGUUACCAAUGCUUUUGAAUGUUUAAGGUGGGAAAGGCGAUGAACCUAGAGUAUUUUAAUAGUAUUUCAUUUAUGCAUUUACUAAAUCUUACCAAAUAAGAGUAAAGUGUAUAGGUGGGUUAAAUUCCUGAUGCUAUACAGAGAUUAAAAAAACACCUGGGAGAGCCUGGAUAAUCACAUAAAACUUGAAAAAAAAAACUAUUUGUUUACAUAAACAACAAGUCACUACUAGGAGUCUAUGAUUUAUUCUAAUUUUACAUUUUUAAAUCUCUGUCAGAGCCACAUUUUAAAAUUGAUUUUAAAUUUAGACUGCUAAUUAAUAUAUGUGAAUUAAACAAAGAUGUAGUAUCAAUUUAUAUUAGUUUUGAUAUUAUAGCUUUGUACAAAGAAGGGGCAUACAUAUGUUUAGGAGUUUUUCUCAAAUUGUGUUCAUGUGUAACCAAUACAUCUUUAUCAUGUCAUGACACAAUGACAAAAUAUUUAUUCAUCACUACGUUACACAU
Molecule: messenger RNA, 3773 nt
Organism: Phyllostomus discolor (pale spear-nosed bat)
Lineage: Eukaryota; Metazoa; Chordata; Mammalia; Chiroptera; Phyllostomidae
Gene: CDH19
Product: cadherin 19
Exons: 12
Coding region: 437-2782 (781 amino acids)
Biological process (GO): calcium-dependent cell-cell adhesion; multicellular organism development; homophilic cell-cell adhesion
Cellular component (GO): adherens junction; plasma membrane; catenin complex
Molecular function (GO): calcium ion binding; cadherin binding
Source: RefSeq, a predicted model, not a curated record